Molecule: messenger RNA, 4341 nt
Organism: Penicillium subrubescens
Lineage: Eukaryota; Fungi; Ascomycota; Eurotiomycetes; Eurotiales; Aspergillaceae
Product: CDR ABC transporter
Exons: 5
Coding region: 1-4341 (1446 amino acids)
Biological process (GO): transmembrane transport
Cellular component (GO): membrane
Molecular function (GO): ABC-type transporter activity; ATP binding; ATP hydrolysis activity
Source: RefSeq, a predicted model, not a curated record
AUGAGUUCCCCUCAAGGCGACCGGGCCAUAUGGUCUAUGUCAGGGAACUUCUCACAAGAUUCUGAGAAAUCCGUUUUUAAUUCUAAACCCCUCUCUGAUGGACUCCUUCCUGUUUCAGCCCAAGCGGAGCAGCGGCCAGUCCUGGGCAGUUCCAAGGAAGACCAACCGACAGCAACAGAGGAGACUGACAUCCCAGGCUGGGCGAGCAGCAAUGUUUGUGCUCCAGGUCUUACAGCGCUGGAGCCUCGCCAGCGUGGUGUGUUAUUUGAGGACUUGUUUGUUCACGGGUCGGACUCUACCCUUCGCGUCCAACCUACGGUCCUCUCUACGCUUUGCUCCCCAGUGACGCAUAUCGCAGCCCUGUUUCGGGGUCGACGUGAGGGUCGGGUACAAAGCUCGAUCUUGUACGGACUUCAUGGGGUUGUAAACCCAGGCGAAAUGCUUUUGGUACUCGGCCGACCCGGGAGUGGGUGUUCAACUUUUCUCAAAGUGCUUUGCGGGCAUUUUGAGAGUCUGGAAUUGGAUCCAAUCAGCAAAAUCCAGUACAAGGGCAUCUCACAGAAGAAAAUUGUCGAUGGGUUUCGUGGGGAGGUUGUUUACAACUCAGAGGUGGACCACCAUUUCCCACAUCUGACAGUUGGUGAAACACUUUCCUUUGCGGCGCAUGCGCGUGCUCCGCAGAAUCAACUGGGCAUGGUCAGUCGAGACGAAUACGCAGAGUCAUCUGUCAACAAUGUUAUGAAUCUCUUGGGUCUGUCGCAUCUAUACGAUUCAAAAGUGGGAGAUGACUUUGUUCGGGGCGUCAGUGGAGGGGAGAGGAAAAGAGUGAGUAUCGCUGAGAUGUUGCUAUGUCGGGCCUCUCUCGGUGCAUGGGAUAAUAGUACGCGAGGUCUAGAUGCCCUCAACGCGCUUGAGUUUGUUCGUGCGCUUCGCUUAUCCGCAGACCUCGCGGGAUGCUGCCAUGUUGUCGCGGCAUACCAAGCCUCCGAUCCCAUUUAUAAUACUUUCGACCAUGUCAUCAUUCUUUACAAAGGGCACCAAGUCUUCUUUGGUCCAUCGACGCGCGCUGUGGAAUACUUUGAAGAGAUGGGCUGGGAACGACCUCCUCGACAGACAAGUGCCGACUUCCUUGCCGCCGUGACUGACCCUGGUGAGAGGCAGCCCCAAAUUGGAAUGGAAAAUAGAGUUCCCCGUGAUGCUGUUGGAUUUGAGGCAUACUGGAAGCAAAGCCCCGAUUAUGCUGCCCUUCAGGCAUCAUUACGACGAUACGCUCGGGAACACCCGCUUGAUAGCAUGGAGGAAGUUAAGUUUGCUUGCCUGAAACAUGCCGAGCAAGCCUGCCAAGCUCAGCCUUCAUCGCCCUAUCUACUUUCCUUGGUCUCGCAGAUACAUUUGUGCUUGAUCCGAGCCUUCCAGCGCACACGUAACGACCUUCCUUCUAUAAUUGCUACCGCCAUCGUGCAAAUCGUGGUAGCCGUCAUUAUUGGGUCGCUCUUCUUCAACAUUCCUGACAACUCUACGGGACUUAGUCAAAGAGCCACCGUUCUAUUCUUGGCUGUCUUGACCAAUGCAUUAAUUGCAAUGCUCGAGAUCAACGUACUAUUUAGCCAGAGACCAAUUGUCGAGAAGCAAACCGCGUUCGCAUUUGUUCACCCCUUCACUGAAGCCCUCGCUGGGAUUAUUCUGGACCUUCCCAUAAAGUUGAUCCGUUGUCUGUUGGCCGGUUUGAUUCUGUACUUCAUGGCAGGCCUUCGAAGAGAGGCAUCAAACUUCUUCAUUUACAUCCUCUUCCAGCUCACCGCGGUAAUGACAAUGUCGGGAAUGUUUCGCACGCUGGCCAGCAUGACCCGCGCAGUCGGCGAAGCCAUGGCCUUGGCCGGUAUAUUGAUCAUGUGUAUCGCCGUUUAUACUGGUUUCACCCUACCACAAUUCGAUAUGCAUCCAUGGUUUUCCUGGAUCAGAUGGCUCAAUCCAAUCUUCUAUGCCUACGAGGGUAUUAUCGCCAACGAGUUUCACGGUCGCAUGUAUGAAUGCGCGGACUUUAUACCGAAUUAUCUGCCGUCUGUUCGAGGGAAAUCAUUCACAUGCUCUUCCAUCGGUGCAAAGGCAGGAGACCUUCUUGUGUCGGGGGAUAGGUACAUUGGGGAUGGCUACGAGUAUUCAUAUGGACACAUCUGGAGAAAUUUUGCGAUCAUGGUGGCAUUUUCAGUCUUCUUCCACAUUGUCCAUCUUGUGCUCACGGAGUAUUCUCCAAAAGGCCAGACAGCUGCGGAAGUUUUGGUCUUUCGUGCGGGUGGCGUGCCACAGGUCCCACACAAACGAGACCUGGAGCUUGGCGAGCAGCCAUUCACAGGGGAAACGGCUAGGAAUCUAGAAUCAAAGAUAGACUCCUUUCCACCACAGCAGGAUGUUCUUAGUUGGAAGGGUCUCACAUAUGAAAUUCCUAUCAAGGGCGGCCACAAAAGACUACUUGAAGAUGUUAGUGGCUGGGUGAAACCAGGCACCCUCACGGCUCUGAUGGGUCUUUCGGGUGCAGGAAAAACCACCCUCUUGGAUGUGCUCGCUCAACGUGUGUCUGUAGGAGUUGUCACCGGAGAUGUGCUCGUCAAUGGCCAUGGGCUUGACUCUAGCUUUCCCCGGAAGACCGCUUACGUUCCCCAGCAAGAUCUUCACCUGGACACCGCAACAGUUCGCGAGGCUCUUCAAUUUAGUGCGGCGCUGAGAAGACCGCGCGAUGUCUCAGUCGAGGAGAAAAAUGCCUUUGUUGAGGAUGUGAUCCAUAUGUUGGGCAUGGAAGAAUUUGCCGAAGCUGUAAUCGGGCACCCAGGCGUCGGUUUAAACGGAGAGCAGAGAAAGCUUUUGAGCAUCGGCGUUGAGCUUGCUGCAAAGCCCCAACUGCUUAUCUUCCUGGAUGAGCCAACCAGCGGGCUGGACGCUCACAGCUCAUGGGCAAUCUGUGCCUUUAUGAGGAAAUUAGCGGAUCAUGGACAAGCUGUUCUCGCCACGAUUCACCAGCCUAGUGCAAAUUUAUUUGGGCAGUUUGAUCGUUUACUGCUCCUUGGGAAAGGUGGCAGAACCCUUUAUUUUGGUGAUGUGGGGCAUCGGGCCCGGACUCUGCUGGAGUAUGUUGAAGCAAAUGGAGGGCGUCGCUGCGGUGUUGCUGAAAACCCCGCUGAAUAUCUACUCGAUGUUGUUGGUGAUGAGGCAAGUGAGCAAACUGGUUCUAUAGAUUGGGCAGAAGUGUGGAACCAGAGCCCAGAACGGAAGCAAGUUCUCGAUGAUUUGGACCACUUGGUUUCACGCACCUCUGAGGCAUCGUCCCCAACAAACCCUAACAGUGACAAUGAUGAGUUUGCAAUGCCAUUUUGGGCUCAGUGCCAACAUGUCAUUAAGCGUGACUUCCGACAAUAUUAUCGUCAGCCGGACUAUAUCAUGGCCAAAUUCGCCUUGGGAAUCGUUUGUGGCCUUUUUAUCGGGUUCUCCUUCUGGAAAUCGGAUAAUUCUCGCCAAGGCUUUCAGAACACUUUGUUCAGCCUCUUUCUUCUCUGUACCAUUUUUUCUACGAUGGUAAAUCAGAUAAUGCCAAAGUUUGUUACUCAGAGAUCACUAUACGAGCUACGCGAGAGGCCGGCGAAGACAUACUCUUGGAAAGUCUUCCUUCUUUCUCAAUUCCUGGUCGAAAUACCUUGGCAAAUAUUGCUCGGAGUCUGCACUUGGGCUUCAUUCUACUUCUCCGUCUACGGUGGCGACCAAUCGCCACAGCGCCAAGCACUUGUUCUGUUAUUUGUUGUGCAGUUCUUUAUCUUUGCAUCCAGCUUUGCGCAAUUCGUCGUUGCCUCAUUGCCCAAUCCCGCUCUUGGAAGCAUGCUAGCUGUCUUCAUGUUUCUGCUGUCUUUGCUGUUCAAUGGCAUCAUGCAGCCGCCGAGUGCUCUGCCUCAUUUCUGGAAGUUUAUGAACCGCGUUUCCCCCCUGACAUACUAUGUGAGCGGGAUCAGUGCAACUGCAUUGCAUGGCCGGCCUAUUCACUGCUCAGAUCGCGAGCUGAGCUUGUUUGACCCGCCAGUGGGCCAAACCUGUGGUCAAUAUCUGCACGAAUUCCUAGUGGCAGCUGAGGGGGAACUCUACAAUCCGGAAUCUUCCCAACAGUGUCUAUACUGUCCCUACCGAUCAGCAGACCAAUAUCUCGCCACUAGAGAUAUUGCUUGGGAAGAUCGCUGGAGAAACUUCGGAAUUUUCUGGGUGUAUAUUGUCGUCAACGUUUUUGGAGCUAUUGUGCUAUACUAUGUCUUCAGAUUAUUGCCAAGUUCAAAAAAGGCUCGAAUCCAUGCUGCUCGACGAUGA